AUGCCUCCUUACGGCAAGAAUGAGGUUUCGCCUCGCGAGGGUUGCGAUCCGACCUUCGACGAGCUUCCCUGGUAUCGUGCCUGGGUGCUUCAGCAGGUCUGCAGCCAGCCGCAACGCCUGCUGCUGAGCCUGCCAGAUUUCAACCCGGAUGAGGACCCCGAUUACGGCCCAUUCUUCUUGGUAUGGAACCAGAUACGGGAGUUGGCACUAGUGCCAGGGCCCAAGAAUAUCAACACCAUCACCGACGCGCUUCGUAGUCAGGGCGUGAUCUCUACCGAGCACAACUACGAGGCCGCCCAAUCAGCCAAAGAGCUUGUGUUCUCAAUCAUAGGGUGGCAGACAAUGCUGUACAAGCCUGAUUUUAGUCCUCACGCGGUCUGCGGCGUCGCCAUCGAGUGGGUCGACUCUCUCUCCUGCCACCUCGAGCUGGACAAACGAACUGGCAGGCUCUUCCUCUACCGGUAUCCCUCGUUCUGCGUCUCAUGUCUCCAUCAGCACGAGUCACGCAAGGAGGGUAACCACAGCAGCAAGAGCAUACUGCACCGCUGCGCCCUGGAGAAACCCGGGCCAGCACCAUGGGCCACCGAGGAGGACGUCACAGGCCUGCUCCAGGAGAUUCUGCUCUCCUACCGUCUGAUAUUCGCGGUGGUGGAGAGGGAUGAGUACGACCUCGCGGCGGACUUCCCGCACCUCCGAAGCAGGCUUGCCCGCUUGCACGGCUACGCCUCCGGCAAGAAGCCCCGUUCAAUCGGCCAGCUGUGGCGCGACAGGCGCGACUCGACCGCCUGGCUGGCGUUCUGGAGCGUACUCAUCUUUGGCUCGAUCAGUGUUGUUUUGGCGGGGCUUCAGACGGUGUUUCAGGUCCUGCAAUAUCUGGAGGCAAAACAGGGCAGUUGA
Thermothielavioides terrestris NRRL 8126 is the source of this 897-nucleotide messenger RNA. RefSeq lists its product as uncharacterized. The transcript is spliced from 4 exons. The coding region runs from base 1 to 897 and encodes 298 amino acids. The record is from RefSeq and is a predicted model, not a curated record. Lineage: Eukaryota; Fungi; Ascomycota; Sordariomycetes; Sordariales; Chaetomiaceae.